This is a messenger RNA of Fusarium odoratissimum NRRL 54006, 660 nucleotides long. RefSeq lists its product as uncharacterized. Lineage: Eukaryota; Fungi; Ascomycota; Sordariomycetes; Hypocreales; Nectriaceae. The coding region runs from base 1 to 660 and encodes 219 amino acids. The record is from RefSeq and is a predicted model, not a curated record. Gene Ontology annotation, molecular function: protein binding. The transcript has 2 exons.
AUGGCCAUUGGGGCUUUGAAGAAGAAGUUUUCUUCUCAUUGGCUAGAUUGCGAAUGCCGAUUCCGAAUGUUGCUGAACAAAUCACUUUAUCAGUCAUCUGCUGGAGGAUAUGCCUGCAUAGUCCGACUUCUGCUCGAUAAGAGUGCCGAUCCUGAUGCGCAGAUUGGGCGUUUCGGAACAGCCCUGCAAGCAGCCUCUCUCUAUGGCCGUGAAAGAGUGGUUCAGCUGCUGCUGGAAAGGAAUGCCAGCGUCAAUUUGCACGACGGAAGAUUUGCAGCAGCUAUUCAGCUAGCAUCAGCGAAUGGCCAUGAAAAGAUUACCCAGCUGCUCGCGGAUAGAGAUGCCGAUGUUGACGCUCAAGGUGGGGGCUUUGCAACAGCUCUGCAAUCGUCUGCAGCAAAUGGCCACGGGAAGAUUGUACAACUUCUACUUCAUAAAGGCGCAAAUAUAAAUGCGCGUGGGAGAGGCUACGGGACCGCCCUGCAGGCAGCAGCGGCACAGGGCCAUGAGAACAUUGUGCGAAUUCUACUUGACAGGCAUCCUGACCUUGAUGCACAAGACGAGAAGUUUGCAACAGCCCUCCAGCUUGCAUCAACAAAAGCUUGCGUCGCUUCACGGCCACGGCGGGAUUAUUACUCUCCUCAUCAACAAGAAGGCUGA